Molecule: messenger RNA, 645 nt
Organism: Vicia villosa (hairy vetch)
Lineage: Eukaryota; Viridiplantae; Streptophyta; Magnoliopsida; Fabales; Fabaceae
Exons: 2
Coding region: 1-645 (214 amino acids)
Source: RefSeq, a predicted model, not a curated record
AUGUAUGAGGGCAAAUAUUGGGGUAUGACAGUAUCCCAGAAGGAUUUUAUUACCUAUGCUGAAUGUUUGUGGCAGUGUUAUGUUGCUGAGAAUAGUUUGAAGAGGGUUCGUGAUGAAAGAGAGCAAAACAUGUCAAGAUACAAGGAGAAAGGGAAAUCGGGUCAAUACCUGAAACCCAAAAUUUCCCCAUCCAAGAGGAAGCUACCCUAUGGUUAUCAGUUAACCCAACCUUCUCGGUGUGGCAAGUGUAGGGGAAGACAUUAUAUGAAUUGCAAGACACUUUCGAUGAGGUGUGACAAGUGUAAUGAACCCGCUCACAUGAUAAGGGAUUUCCCGGUUCGAAAUUCUCCUGAGAAGACUAAGGGUCGGGUUCACACCUUGGAUGCUCACAAAACCAAGGGGAAUACCAACCUCGUUGCUUCUAAUGUUGAUACCGUAGAAGCUCAAAAAGUCUGCAGAGACUGUUCUGUUUCCUUUAACAACCCAAAUUUCUUGAUUGAUCUCAUCUGCCUACCACUUAAGAAGAUCGAUGUAAUAUUGGGAAUGGAUUGGUUAUAUGCUAAUUCAAAAUACAUCGGGUGUAAGGAAAAGGUUAUCUUCAUUCCUGCGGAGGAAACUACCCCAAAUGACGCAGAUGGUUAUUAG